Molecule: messenger RNA, 192 nt
Organism: Ramularia collo-cygni
Lineage: Eukaryota; Fungi; Ascomycota; Dothideomycetes; Mycosphaerellales; Mycosphaerellaceae
Exons: 2
Coding region: 1-192 (63 amino acids)
Source: RefSeq, a predicted model, not a curated record
AUGGGCAUACUGCGUAGCUCAGAGAUGUCUCAAUCGCAUUAUGGGGAUCAUGAGCGCAAUCAUUGCUACGUAUGCGGAUACCGCAACCUCAGUUCCCAUCUUCCUCUGCGCAGCUCUAUACAUAGUCAUGGCCAUGGUUGCUGCUGCGUUCCCGUUCGAGCCUAUGGGAAGCAGGAGCUCAUAGAAUCAUAG